Amaranthus tricolor (Joseph's coat) is the source of this 4968-nucleotide messenger RNA. RefSeq names its product UBP1-associated protein 2A-like. Gene Ontology annotation, molecular function: RNA binding. Bases 458 to 1297 code for a protein of 279 amino acids. Lineage: Eukaryota; Viridiplantae; Streptophyta; Magnoliopsida; Caryophyllales; Amaranthaceae. The transcript has a single exon. The record is from RefSeq and is a predicted model, not a curated record.
CUUACUGUCCCCAAAAAAUCCAGACUUUACACUUUUUUCCUCUGAGACCCUAAAUCCCCAAGUCUCUUUCCUUAACCACUCAUUCGCAGUUCAAUUUCAUUCGAAACCCUAAAUCCCUAAAUCUCUUCCGUAAACCCUAAAUCUUCAAUCCUUUUGAAUGGCGAAGAAGCGAAAACUCACUACCCCCAAAGUGGCAGAAACAACAACCUCCACACAGAAGAAAAAGGUUCCGAAAACGUUAGAAGAAGAUAUCAAAAAACCGCAGGACUUACAUCAAGAACAAGAACAAGUGCAAGAAAAUCAGUCAACUGAAGUCGAGGUAGAAGAGGAAGAAGAAGAGGAAUUCGAAGAGGAAGAGGUGGAUGAAGAAGAGGAAGAAGAGGAAGAGUAAGAAGAAGAGGCAGACGAUGAACCGAUCUCGAAGCUUCUAGAACCAUUUACGAAGGACCAGCUUGUUAUGAUACUUCGCGAAGCAGCAGAAUCGCAUCCGGAUGUUGCUUCACGUAUACGCAAAGUCGCUGACGAAGAUACUGUUCAUCGCAAGAUCUUUGUUCAUGGAUUAGGUUGGGAUUCAACGGCGGAUUCCCUUCGAACAGCUUUUUCUCAGUACGGUGAGAUUGAAGAUUGUAAAACUGUGACUGAUAAGAUAUCGGGGAAGUCAAAAGGAUGCGGCUUUAUACUUUUCAAGUCGAGGUUAGGAGCCCGAUACGCUUUGCAGAAUCCACAGAAGAAGAUUGGGGGGAGAAUGACUUCUUGUCAAUUGGCUGCUGUAGGGCCGGUAUCAACGUCGUCAACUUCGUUUGGGGUGGUGAAACCUGAGGUUCCUGCUUCUGAGUGUACUCAGAGGAAGAUUUAUGUGAGUAAUGUAAGUGCGGACAUUGAUCCAAAGAAAUUGACUGCUUAUUUUGGGAAAUUUGGAGAGAUUGAGGAUGGACCAUUAGGGUUAGAUAAGCAAACUGGCAAGCCGAAAGGGUUUUGUUUGUUUGUUUGUAAGAGUGUUGAAAGUGCAAAGAAGGCAUUGGAGGAGCCUCAUCAGACUUUUGAUGGACAUGUUUUACACUGUCAGAAGGCUGUAGAUAGGCCGAAGCAUGGGAAACAGCAAAUGGGUCAAGGUAGAGGGCAGCAUUAUGGAAGGAGAGUGGAUAAUCCGAAUUUUUCCGAGCCCUAUCCAUCCUUACCUUUAUCAUAUUCAAUCCUCAACCUAUCAAUAGAAAACCAUCCAUUCAUAAGUAAGUUACUCCAUGUGGAAUUCAAUAUAAAAAGAACAUUGAUCAUAAAUUUCACCAUUGUAAGGUAAUUUAAUUCAUAUUUUAAUCAUUACCAACACAAUACAAUUAUCCUCAUUCAUUAAAUAAACUUUAUAAUAUAGUUAAACUUUAACCUUGCAUUCUUCCUUAACUUUCUAGACACGAAUCGUUAAAAUUAUUGUUUUCACUUAUUCUUAUAAGAUUCCUUUCCCACAAAGUGUUGAUACAUAUAUUAUACACAACUCUUCACUUAAUAUCAUCUCCAAUACUAUUAAACUUUUGAAACUUUGCUAAUUAAAUUGUGUCCAACGAAACUGGGAUAAUGAACACCCUUAGCCUUGAUGCCCAAUUGCAGCAAGACUUCUCAAUUCUUACACCGUCCCGCUCAAACUGAUCUAAUUUAAAAAGUCGAAACCUUAUUCAAUUUUGACGUAAUAUUUGUUUUAAUUUUGUUUUACCAUAUAUUUGUUUUAAUAUAGUUUUUGAGGUUUAUAAUACUUCAGAGUAUAAAAUCUGAGAUAGAUUAUCAGCUCUGAAGUAUGGAUUCAACAAUCGUUCAUCAGAUGCUUUGAAAUCCAGUUGAAGAGUUAUGUUACACUAUCGUCUUUCGCAUUAGACGAAUCGUCAAUUUUGUAUGUAGGUGAUAUAGUUGAUUUAGUUGUUGAUAAUGGGGUGUCUUCAACCUUCUUAAGAAGUAAAAAAGUGGAUGCAUAUUUUGACUCUAAACUUUUAAAAAACAUAGAUAUAUUUAGUUGUUUGAGUGAUACCAAAGAUAAAAUCAAUGCAUGGUGGAAUUAUAUGGAGCACAAGUUAAGAAAAAUCUAUGAGUAUGUGUCUUAGUUUCUCAUUUUUAAUGUUCGUAGAUUAAGUUACAUUUCCUUCCCUUUUAUUUAUUCUGCACAUUUUUUUAAAUAGAUAUUUUUCUCUAUUUUACAUAUUUUCUUUUUAAAGAGUGAACCCCAUUUGCAAAAUAUACCUCGCUGAAGGUCAUAUUCUCUAUUAUGUUUUAAUUUUAAAUUUUAUUUGUAUAGUAACGUGGUAGAUAGAUUAUUGUAUCUGAUAUACUCCAAACAUCAACAUUGUGGGCAUUUAUUUGACUUUGAAUAUACCGCAUUGUACAUCACUGGGAAUGAUAAGGUUUGACUUCUCCCUUCAAUGAAACAUGGAGAUAUGGUGAUUUAACAAACUUGGUGAAACACAUUAGAGCUAUUCUUGCUCUUUCUUGCGCUGGACGGGGUGUUACCAAUUACUUUGAAUUGUCUUGCUAAAGACCUAUCACAUCUACUCACAUCUAUUCACCCUAAGAAAUUAUAUAUUUUUUUCCUAAACUCAUUUAAGUAUGGUGAUUUAACAAACUUGGUGAAACUAAUUAGAGCUAUUCUUGCUCUUUCUUGCGCUGGACGGGGUGUUACCAAUUACUUUGAAUUGUCUUGCUAAAGACCUAUCACAUCUACUCACAUCUAUUCACCCUAAGAAAUUAUAUAUUUUUUUCCUAAACUCAUUUAUGUUUCUAUAUAAAUCAAUUACUUAUUAUUUUCUUUAACAGGAACUACGUUCCCUAUUAGUUGUUUGUUGAUCAUUUUCUGUUUUGGACACCAUUUGAAAGGGUUCGUUUUGUUAUCAAUUUGUGGACAUUCACAAAGAAAAACAGCUUAUGUGGGUACUUUUGGACUUUAGAUGAAUUAAUGAUAAGAGAUAAUAUUAGUUAUAAUUGGGGCGUUGAUAUUUUGAAAAAAGUCCAAAAAUAACAUCACAAUUUAAUUAGGAUCUCUGUCGCUCCAAAUUUGAAACAACACUUUUUCCGAAAUAUCAACGCCCGAAUUAUAACUAAUAUUAUCUCUUAUCAUCAAUUCAUUUAAAGUCCAAAAGUGCCUCAAUAAACUGUUUUUCUUCGUGAAUGCCCACAAAUUGGUAACAAAACGAACCCUUUUCAAUAGUGUCCAAAACAGAAAAUGAUCAACCAACAACCAAUAGGGAACGUAGUUCCUAUGGAGUAGUCAAGAAAAUAAUAAGCAAUUGAUUUAUAUAAAAACUUAAACGAGUUUAGGAAAAAAAUAUACAAUUUGUUAGGAUGAAUAAAUGCGAGUUAGAUGUGAUAGAUUUUUAGGAAAACAAUUCAAGGCAACACCCCGUCCAGCGCAAGGAAGAGCAAGAAUAGCUCUAAUGUGUUUCACCAAGUUUGUUAAAUCACCAACUUUUGUAUCUCCAUGUUCCAUUGAAGGAUGAAGUCGAACCUUCUCAUUCUCAGUAAUGUACAAUGCGGUAUGCUCAAAGUCAAAUAAAUGCCCAUAUUGUUGAUGUUUUAAGUACAUCAGAUACAAUAAUCCAUUUACCACAUAACUAUACAAACAAAAUUUAAUAUUAAAACAUAAUAGAGAAUGUGACUUGCAGCGAGGUAUAUUUUGCAAAUGGGGUUCAAUCUUUAAAAGGAAAUAUGUAGAAUAGAGAAAAAUAUCCAUUUAAAGAAAUGUGUAGAAUAAAUGAAAGAGGGAGGAAAUAUAACUUAAUUUACGAACAUUAGAAAUGAGAAACUAAGAUACAUACUGAUAGAUUUUUUAGAACUUGAGCUCCAUACAAUCCCACUAUGUAUUGAUUUUAUCUUUGUUAUCACUCAAACAACUAAGUAUAUUUAUGUUUUUUGAAAGUUCAGAGUCAAAAUUUGCAUCCACUCUUUUCACUUCUUCAACAACAAAAAAAGGUUGAAGAUACAUCAUCGUCAACAACUAAAUUAACUAUAUAACCUACAUACAAAAUUGACGAUUCGUCUAAUGCGAAAGACAAUAGUGUAGCAUAACUUUUCAACUGGAUUUCAGAGCAUUUGAUGAACGAUUGUCGAAUUCGUAUUUCAGAGCUGAUAAUCUUGAUCCCAUGAUAAAUACUACAAUUAUCAUCAAGGAUCUCAAUUUCAUACUCUGAAGUAUUAGAAAUUUGAAAAAUUCUAUUAAAACAAAAUUAUGGUAAAACAAAUAUCAAGUCAAAAUUGAAUAAGGUUUCGACUUUUUAAAUUAGAUCAGUUUGGUUGGAACGGUGUAAAGAUUGAGUAGUCUUGCUGCAACUAGGCAUCAAGGCUAAGGGUGUUCAUUAGUGGGUACCCGGUAUUUCGGAUACCCGGUUAGUCGGGUACCUUAUUUAACAGCCCGUGUCCCGACCUAAUUUAUCCCUGGUUUCGUUGGGCACAAUUUAAUUAACAUAGUUUCUGAAGUUUAAUAGUAUUGGAGAUGAUAUUAAGCGAAGAGUUGUGUAUAAUAUAUGUAUCAAGACUUUGUGGAAAAGGAAUCUUAUAAGAAUAAGUGAAAACAAUAAUUCUAAGAUUUGUGUCUAGAAAGUUGAAGAAGAAUGCAAGGUUAAAAAUUAACUAAAAUAUAAAGUUUUUUAAUGCAUGAGGAGAAUUGUAUUGUGUUGGUAAUGAUUACAAUAUGAAUUAAGUCAACUUAGAAUUGUUAAAUUUAUGAUCAAUGUUCUUUUUAUAUUGAAUUCAACAUGGAUUAACUUAUGAAUGGAUGGUUUUCUAUUGAUAGCUUGAGGAUGAUAUUAGACAUAUCGGAUUGUGCUAUAACUAGUACUUGGGAUGAAAGGAGAAAACUGGUGUUGGAAGUUCUAGAGAUGUUGAAUAAUUUUGGAGCUUAUAAUAGGUUGUGUUUUCAGUUCAGUGCGACUUAAGAUAUUUAUGAAAAGAUUGGAGUUUGAUCAACAAGUUAAAUAUGAUAAAGGUAAGGAUGGA